Molecule: messenger RNA, 1197 nt
Organism: Tuber melanosporum (Perigord truffle)
Lineage: Eukaryota; Fungi; Ascomycota; Pezizomycetes; Pezizales; Tuberaceae
Exons: 2
Coding region: 184-1197 (337 amino acids)
Biological process (GO): transcription initiation at RNA polymerase II promoter
Cellular component (GO): transcription factor TFIID complex
Molecular function (GO): protein heterodimerization activity
Source: RefSeq, a predicted model, not a curated record
AACAUCCAGCACUACACUUUCUUUUGCUGCCACAAAACAUAACUACCUCCGCGACAAAAAAGUCAACGACGGAACAACAUCCUUCGACUUCUUUUCACGCCACGGAGUUUGAGCGGCAGGAAGGAUAUCAACAACUUGACCGCUACACCGAGCACAAACACGAGACGACUACGAGACGAUUAAAUGGCCGGUGCGCUCCCACCACAGCUUGAGAUGGAUGGCCUAGAGAAUCUCCACCCCUUGAAACGCCGGCGGAGAGGCAUCGUCCCUCCCCCUCCAGAAUACGAAGACGCUACGCCAGUUGUGUCGCAGGAAGUGGCUGCGAAUUUGUUGAAUAGGAGCGCAGCGAUGAUACUCAAGUCGGUUGGGUAUAACGGUGCAACAACAGUCGCACAGGAGCGAUUAAGGCAGCUUGCAGAGGAUCACUACCUCCGAAUGCUGCGCGUGAUAACCCUCCUCGCAACCUCUCAACGCCGCACAAAGCCCACGGUUGUCGACUUCGAAGAUAUGUUACAGCACAUGGGCAUCACCCUCUCAUCUCUAGAAUCUGAAAUGCUCCGCAUGCCAUCCAAGACACACGCAUUUGUUCUCCCGCCUAGCACCCCGCCGCCCUCGCCCACGCCAGAUCUAGCCACCUUAUUAGGACCGGAAUUGGCCGACACAGAUCUUCAGAAGCGGAGUGCGUUGGAGGACUUCUUUCCCCCGCUGCCUAGCAAACAUACAUACAAGGCCACACCACUGUUCACGGAGCGGCCAACAGAACCGCGUGUGAUAAGAGAACGUGCGACGGAGGAGGCGAGGCUUGCGGAGAACGCGCUUAGGAAAUUGCUGGCCGUUAGUGCUCAUGCUAAGAAUAAUGCGCGGAUUAAAGGGGAUGUGGCGGUUAGUAAGAAGAGGAAGGAUCGGGAUGAAGCUUGGAGGGAGGCUUUCGAUGAGUCGGGUAAUGAGCAUGGCGGUAGUGGGGAUGCGGGGACCAAGGUUAAUGGGACCGGCGCCAUCAAAAUCAAGACUGAGCCGACCGAUUCUUUUGGAGGGUUGGCUAAUGUGGAUGUAUUAACUGCGGUAUCUGGCCACCCAGUUACCGGCGUCGGGGCUGGGUCUGCAGGAGGGGGAGAUGAGGGAGUGGGAGGGGAUAAGGAAAGGGAUGCGGCAUAUCUGGAGGUUAUUGUUAACGCUAAUGAUCCUCGAACCAGAUAG